Messenger RNA from Cynara cardunculus var. scolymus (artichoke), 2272 nucleotides. RefSeq names its product nuclear pore complex protein NUP1. The coding region runs from base 2 to 2209 and encodes 735 amino acids. NCBI's taxonomy places the organism in Eukaryota, Viridiplantae, Streptophyta, Magnoliopsida, Asterales, Asteraceae. Gene Ontology annotation, cellular component: nuclear envelope. The transcript has 8 exons. Gene Ontology annotation, biological process: nuclear membrane organization. The record is from RefSeq and is a predicted model, not a curated record.
UAUGGAGAGCGCUAAGCCGUCGUCUUCGGCGCCGCCGUACUCUGGAGGCGCCGGCGGGAAAUUCAGGAAGCCUCCUGUUUCACGGAGGCGGCCGUCUACUCCUUACGACCGUCCAUCACUGACUACUGGUAAUAAUAAAUCGGACGAGUCUCAAGACGGUGGCGGUGGUUGGUUAUCGAAGCUUGUUGUUAAUCCUGCUCGCCGUCUCAUUAUUGGUGGUGCCACCAGAAUACUGCCAUCGUUUUUCUCCAAAUCAGAUUCUUCCUCCGCUGACGAAUAUGAGGACGAUCCGUCUGGUGAUCAAGAUAUUCAAGGUAUAGAUGCAACAGUAAAUGCAUGCAGUGAUGCUAAACAUACUUUGGAGGUUGGAGUAUCCAGGUGGAGUGGAGAUGCAGGUCCUAGUAAUGAAAUGACUAAACUGAAGGGGAGCUUAGAACAUAAUGAUGCCAGACUAGAUAAAUCGAAGAACUCAAUUGGUGAUAUUGGUUUAGAUAAAAUUGAGAACAUGCUGAAAGGGAAACAAUUUUCUCGGGCUGAAAGCAAUCGUCUGAUGGAGAUAUUAAAUUCUAGAUUGGUUGAUGUUUCUAGUGCUGAGGAGGAGAAGAACACACCAGAUGUGAUUUCUCAGGGGCAAGCUAAAGAGGGCGUGCUGGACGUUGAAAUCCCAUCUACAUUAACCAUGGGGAAGCAAUAUGAUUUGGAGAGGGCUGUUUUAGAAACCCCAAUGCGUCGUUUGCAAUCAAAUAUGCGAGAGGAAGUUGCUGCUUCACCAAUAGAUAUUGCUAGAGCUUAUAUGGGAAGUCGAACACCAGAACUAGGCUUUAACACUUACAGUACCAUAUUGAAAGAUGGAAGAGAACAGCAACCUAGCAAUCUGUUUUCUUCAAAGCCACACAUCCUCACGCCUUCAUCGAAGUCAUCUACUUGUUGGCCGGGUGCCAUGGUACAAGAUCAGCGUGGUUUUCUAACCCCACAGAGUCAAAGAGGCAAAUAUGGGCUUCAUAAUUUUCCACGAACACCAUAUUCAAGAACGGUCAAUUCAAGGACCAAGCCAAAACUGAACCAGUUACAAGCUGAUAGCAGGUCUUCUAAUAUUUCUCUCACCACAUUCCAACAGUCGAGGACUCCUAAUUAUCGGCAGAUGAAGUCAAGUGGUGAUGUCAUGGACGGUGGCUAUGGAUCAGUAGGACCUAUUCGUCAUGUACGGAAAAUUUUUGCCUCAGAACCUGGAUUGGAAGGACCUAGUAGCCUUUUUUCUGCUCAAGUUCCUUCUUCCUCUGGUGCUUCAAGAAGCUUCAUCCCCGUAUUUCAAAAGAAUCCAGAAACUUCUGGAACUAGUGGCACUUCAAACGUCAAUACAGUUGACACUUUUAAAGGGGAGGCAACUCCUGCCGGACCAUCUAAUGAGACGGUUAGAAAAAUAUUAGAGCAGCUCGACAGACACAAGCCUACCCCUAAAGAGAAGGCAGCUGAACUGAAGCUAGCAACUGAAUGGAAAAGAUCACCUUCUCAAGAUCUUACUUUGAUGCCCAAGGAAAGUACCAUCGUAGCAACUCUUACAGAGCCUGAUCUGCAGAGAAGUGGUGUUUCAAGUGACAAUAGAACUUCUCUCAAUGGAACCAAUGGUGGAGUGAGUUUCAAAGGAAUGCCAGAUCCUACGAAAACUUCAAAUGCAGCAACCAAAACAUCUAGCACAGUUGAUGUUGCUGGUACAGGGCCUUCAUUUGGUUUCAAAAAUAUGGGUGGUGCAGAUCAGAACUCUACAGUCACGAACGACAAGGAAAAAGAGAAAAGUCAGCCAUGGUCAGUCGACAACCAAAUGAAUGGUGUGGACACUGCUAGGAAGAGGCCCUCUCAACCAAUCCUGAAGCCUAUUUCCUUCAAGAGGCCAGACCCACAACAGGUUAUAUCAGCCGAUAAUGGCCGUGGAUUUACCUUCCCAUUCUCCGUCACUUCCAGCUCAGCGGCUGAGCCACCUACACCAUCCAUUAUGCCAUCUUUUCCAGCAACUCAGUCAAAGGAAUUACCGACUUACAGUUUUGGUACGAAGAAGUCUAACAGUGAGCGGGUUGUUUUCAGUUUCCCUUCUACGAGCAAUGCUGCUCCUAUUGAUGACGGUGAGUCGGAUCUUAAGUUCAAGUUUGGGUCAGAUAAGAAGAAGAGGGUGUCUUUCAGUUCCUUAGGAAGUGAUGCCAUUUUUAUCAAUUGAACUUUUUGUUUGUAGGAGUCUACUCUAGCAAGUGUUGGUUUUUCUUUCCCAUAAUUCUUUGGU